AAUAAAGGACUUUUUUAUUUCUAUUUUUUCUGAAUUUGGGUAUCUGGGUUUUGGUUCAAAUCACUGCUCCAACUGCAAAUGCGUUGAAUUGGGUGAUUUUGUUUCUAGAUUCUCAGAUUAGAGCCAACAGCAUGUAAGUACAAUGGGCUGAUUUUAUUUCUAUUUAGAUGGCUGACUUUUGGAUUUUAUAUCAUUUGAAGAAGGUAGUUUCAGAAGAAAUCCAUGGACUAAUACAUAUAUACAUAUAGAAGAGACAUUACCAUAUUUUGAUUUUGUGGGUUCUGUUGGCGUGAUUUGGUUUUUGGGUGUUUUUGAAAAAUGUUAAUGUUUGUACGGUGUUAAUGAGUUUGAAUUUUGGUGGGGUUAGCUAUCAUUUUUGAGUAUUUUAUUUUUUCCUUUUUUGCCUUGGGUGAGAAAUGGGUUGUGUUGGAUGUCUUGGAGAUUUCGGUGUUGUAUUUACACGAGUUUUUGAGGGUUUUGAUUGAUGGUAGAAAUGGGUUUUCAUGUGGGGUUAAAAGGUGAAAAUUUACCCCAUUUUGAGCACUUUUAAUGGGUUUUUCUUGGUGUCUGUGAUGUGGGAUGGGCAUUUUCGUAUGAAAGAUUUUUUGUAAAAAAAACCCUAUUUUAGCUUCUUUGGGAAGUUCUUAGGAUUAUAAGGUUUGGUAUGUUUCAUGGGCUUUCCCACUUCUCUUCUUUUUCAUGCAUGAGGUUGUAAUUUUGGGUGGAGAUAUUCAAUUCCAAAAGUGAAAUCUAUUAGACUAGUUUUUGGAAUUAUUUUUUUAGUUUUAGUUUUUUGAUUUUUUUUUGAGUUUGAGUCUGUUUGGGGUGAAAUUGCCGUUGAAUGGGAAUUCAGAUGAUGGGUUCUCAAGGCAAUGGGCAGCAAUCUCAAUUCCAGCCACUCGCUCGGCAAAGCUCUCUAUACAACCUCACGCUGGAUGAAGUUCAAAACCAGUUAGGAGAUUUAGGAAAACCGUUGAGUAGUAUGAAUCUUGACGAGCUUCUUAAGAAUGUGUGGUCUGUCGAAGUGAAUCCGGUGAUGGGAAUGGACACGGAGAACUCUGCACUGCCAGGCCCAGUCAGCUCAGCGUCUGGCUUGCAUCGCCAGGGGAGCAUGACAUUGACACAGGCCUUGAGCAAGAAGACGGUCGAUGAGGUGUGGAGAGAUAUUCAACAGGGGCAGUCGAAGGGUAGAGAAGAGAGGAGAGAGAAGGAACGGCAGCCAACGCUCGGAGAAAUGACGCUGGAGGAUUUCUUGAUGAAGGCUGGCAUUGUGGCUGAAGAGAGGAAAAAGAAGGGCGUGGGAGAUCCGCAGAAUCUGGAAGGGAUUUCUAAUGUGGGUUCUGUUCUGGGCGCCGAUCCAAUGGUGGGCCCACAGAACUUUCCACAGCAUCCACCUUGGAUGCAGCAGUAUCAGCUUCCAUUGUUGCAUCAACAGCAGCAUCAACAGCCUCAGCAUCAGCAGCAAAAUAUGAUGGGCACUUAUAUGGCGGGCCGCCCCGUAUCACAGCCUCUGGGCAUUGGCGGUGGUGCGGGCCCGCUUUUGGAUGUUGCAUAUCCCGAGAAUCAGAUGGGCUUGUCAUCCCCAUUGAUGGGCACUCUGUCGGACACACAGACACCAGGCCGAAAGCGGGUUGCACCGGGCGAUGUGGUCGAGAAGACUGUCGAGAGGAGGCAGAAGAGGAUGAUCAAGAAUAGGGAGUCUGCUGCUCGAUCACGGGCCAGGAAGCAGGCGUACACGAACGAGCUGGAGAACAAGGUUUCACGUCUGGAAGAAGAAAAUGAAAGGCUCAAGAAGCAGAAGGAAGUGGAAACGAUUCUGCGCUGUGCACCUACUCCAGAGCCAAAGUACCAGCUCCGAAGAACAAGUUCAGCCCCUUUCUAACUGUGUUAAUAUGCAAUUUUGUAGAUUUGAAUGGGGUGGUUUCUUGAAUUUUGCGUCGUGUUUGGGUAGCUCCGCCCAACUGAGUUCCUUUGAACUCUUGGGGUAGCUAGCUGUAUACGUUUCUAAGGAGCCUUGCAAAAAAAACUACACGAGCUGCUCGUUUUUUUUUUUAUUUUCUCUUUUUUAAUUCUCGCUGAGGCUUUGUUUUUAUGUACAUUUAUUACUCUCUCGCCCUGGGUCGAGGCUGCCUUUGGAUGUAAACCAAAUCACGAUCUGUUUGGAUGUAGGGUGCGUUUGGUGUGGCAUAGAAAACCAGAACUACAACAUGUUGUAAAUGGUUUCGAUGCUUGUUGGA
Messenger RNA from Magnolia sinica, 2237 nucleotides. Its product is annotated as ABSCISIC ACID-INSENSITIVE 5-like protein 2. The transcript is spliced from 3 exons. Gene Ontology annotation, cellular component: nucleus. Gene Ontology annotation, molecular function: DNA-binding transcription factor activity. Bases 842 to 1882 code for a protein of 346 amino acids. NCBI's taxonomy places the organism in Eukaryota, Viridiplantae, Streptophyta, Magnoliopsida, Magnoliales, Magnoliaceae. Gene Ontology annotation, biological process: positive regulation of DNA-templated transcription. The record is from RefSeq and is a predicted model, not a curated record.